Molecule: messenger RNA, 303 nt
Organism: Rotaria sordida
Lineage: Eukaryota; Metazoa; Rotifera; Eurotatoria; Philodinida; Philodinidae
Source: the annotation of a GenBank genome assembly
AUGAAUUUGAACCGAUCUACAUAUCUUUCAUUUCGUAAUGAAUUAUUUCGUUGUAUCGAUCAACAAAAACGUGAUCUAUUCGAAGAACAACAACUACAAAAGAAUCAUCAAUUAAUUCAAUUACAUUAUCUUUUCGAUUGGGGUUCAAGAUGUCAAUUCAAUAAAAAGUUUUAUCAAUAUUGGUCUACAAUUCUCGAGCAAGAUCCAGAAUUUAAAAAAUAUAGAUUAAAAAUCAAACUUAAUACUAAACAUUGUUAUUCAUCGAAUACUCUCUUGGCUCGAUCGAAUAAUACAUAUCUAUGA